Molecule: messenger RNA, 591 nt
Organism: Chanos chanos (milkfish)
Lineage: Eukaryota; Metazoa; Chordata; Actinopteri; Gonorynchiformes; Chanidae
Product: myosin light chain 4
Exons: 7
Coding region: 1-591 (196 amino acids)
Cellular component (GO): myosin II complex
Molecular function (GO): calcium ion binding
Source: RefSeq, a predicted model, not a curated record
AUGGCUCCAAAAAAGCCAGCAGUGAAAGAAACCAAGAAGGCCGCAGCAGCUCCUGCAGCUCCAGCCCCAGCACCACAGCCUCCAGCACCAAAGAAUCCUUCAGUACCUGUGAGUGUUUCUAACUCUGUGUUUCAGACUGAAUUUAAUGCAGACCAGAUUGAUGACUUCAAAGAGGCAUUCUUACUGUUCGACAGAACUCCCACUGGGGAGAUGAAGAUCGCUUUUUCGCAAUGCGGGGAUGUUAUGAGGGCUCUGGGUCAGAACCCCACCAAUGCAGAGGUCUUAACUGUUCUGGGGAAGCCAAAACCAGAGGAGAUGAGCAACUUGAUCGAUUUUGAGACCUUCCUGCCAAUGUUCCAGCAAGUCUCAAAGUCUAAGGAUAAAGGCACGUUUGAGGACUUUGUGGAGGGGCUUCGUGUCUUUGACAAAGAAGGAAAUGGAACAGUCAUGGGUGCUGAACUCCGUCAUGUCCUUGCUACUCUAGGUGAGAAAAUGUCUGAAGGAGAGGUGGACCAGGUGCUUGCAGGACAGGAAGAUGCAAGUGGUUGUAUCAACUAUGAGGCCUUUGUCAAACACAUCAUGGCAGGCUGA